CCUGGAUUUGUCGGUCAAUCUUUACUCCCUCAACGCAAAAACAAAUUUAAAAGGGCAGUAAGAAAGUAGAAGAUUUGUGCUUUUAUUUUUUUCUUUUCUUCCUUUUUAAGCCUUUCAGGUUUUUCACUGUCUUCUUCAUCAUCCAAAAACCAAGAAAACCCUCUCUCCUUCUGGUUAUACGCCAAGAAAUGGAGCUUGCUUUGAGUUUAGGUGAUACUUCGAAGCCAUUCAAGUUUCUUGAUAUAAACCCAACGAAUAUUUCAACUAAAGAUCUAGGGUUUUGCAUGGCUUUAGGAACUGGUUUUAAUGGAAAAUCUCAUCACAGCGGCGAAGGUGAUAAAGUUCUUCCAUCAGAUCCACCUCUACAGCUUGAUCUUUUACCUUUCUCUCCCGUCCCCCGUCAAAAUCCUUCUUCACAGAUUCGCUUUCCAUGGCUAACUGAUAACUUGGUGUCUGAACCGGGUUCAACAGAUGGGUCGGGUCGGGGGUUUGAUGUCAACCGGUUGUCAGCGGAGGAGGCUGAAGAAGCAGCGGCUUUAUCUUCACCGAACAAUGCAGUGUCGUCGUUUCAAAUGGAUUUUGGGAUUAGAAGCAGUGGAGGUAGUAGAGGUAAUAAAAGAGAUAUAGAAGGUGUUAAUGAAACCGAAAGAGCGAGUUCAAGAGCGAGUGAUGAUGAAGAAAACGGGUUGGCUCGGAAGAAACUCAGACUCUCUAAAGAACAAUCAGCUUUUCUUGAAGAAAGCUUCAAAGAACACAAUACCCUCAACCCUAAACAGAAGCUUGCAUUAGCAAAGCAAUUGAAUCUUCGUCCACGCCAGGUGGAAGUGUGGUUUCAAAACAGAAGAGCAAGGACAAAACUGAAGCAGACGGAGGUAGAUUGUGAGUAUUUAAGGAGAUGUUGUGAGACACUGACAGAAGAGAAUAGGAGGUUACAAAAGGAAUUGCAAGAAUUAAGAGCUUUGAAAACUUCACAACCUUUCUACAAGCAACUUCCUGCCACCACUCUCACCAUGUGUCCUUCUUGUGAGCGCGUGGCCACCACCACUCCCUCCUCCACCACCGCCAUCGCCACCACCACUAACAAUACAAAUUCUAAAUCUUUAUCACUCGCCAAGCCUAGGUCUUACCCUUUCUCUAACUCUCAUGACUCAUCUUCAUUGAGGUGCAAUUAGUGGUGAAAAAAAAAAAUUCUACUCUUCCACUUGUAAAUAUCGUGGCUUGGAAAAUCUUUUUUACUUAUUAAUAUAAUUAUAAUUGUUAUAUAUAAUUAAUUUAUUAAUUUUAUCUAGAUGAUAGGGAAAGGAGAAUUUGAAGAGUUUGGUUGAUUGAUGCAUUUCCUUUGACUAAUGAAGAGAUUUUUGUAAGAAAGAUCUCAAUUUUGUGGGAAUUAAGUUAAUGAUUAGUCUUACUAUCUAAUUAGAAAAUGUAAUGUAAUUAAAUGAUUUUUAUAUAGAAUAUAUUUUGGAAGAUCAUCGAUAUUA
Messenger RNA from Jatropha curcas, 1481 nucleotides. RefSeq names its product homeobox leucine zipper protein (gene HAT14). Gene Ontology annotation, biological process: regulation of DNA-templated transcription. Gene Ontology annotation, cellular component: nucleus. Lineage: Eukaryota; Viridiplantae; Streptophyta; Magnoliopsida; Malpighiales; Euphorbiaceae. The record is from RefSeq and is a predicted model, not a curated record. Gene Ontology annotation, molecular function: DNA-binding transcription factor activity, RNA polymerase II-specific; sequence-specific DNA binding.